AUGGAACGGGAAGGGAGAGAUAGGAUACAGAGAAGGAUACUGGAAGCAGAAAUAGGGACGAAAGGAGAGAAGGAUACGGGAAGGAUAAGAGAAGGAUACGGGGAAGGAAAGAAGAACCGGAAAUACGGGAAGGGAAGAAGAUACAGGAAGAGCGGAAGCGAUACGGGAAGGCUACAGAAGGAUACGGGAAGAAGAAGAAUACUGGGGAAGAUUACAGGAAGGGAUACGGGGAAGGAGAGAAGGAACGGGAAGGAUACAGCGAAGAGAAAUUACGGAAAUACAGGAAGGAUCGGGGAAGGGAAGGAUACGAAGGGAUACGGAAGGAUACGGGGAAGGAAGAAAGGGAUACGAAGGAUACAGAAGAUACGGGAAGGAGAGAAGGAUACUGAAGGAGAGAAGCGAUACGGGAAGGUGGAGAGAAGGAUACAGAGACAGGGAUACGUGCGAAGGAGAGAAGGAUACGGGAAGGAGAGAAGGACUACAGAAGGAUACGGAAGAAGGGGGAGAAGGAUACGGGGAAGGAUGCAAGAAGGAUACAGGAAGGAUACGGGAAGGAGAGAAGGGAUACGGGGAAGGAGAGAAGGAACGGGAAGAGAGAAGGAUACCAGAAGAGGGGAAAGGGAUACGGGAAGGAAAGUAAGGAUACAGAGAAGGAUACGGGAAGAGAAAGGGAUGACGGGAAAGAGAGAACGUAUACGAGGAAAACGGGAAGGAGAAGGAACGGAGGGAUACGGGAAGGAUAAGAGGAAGGAUACGGAAGGUAAAGAAGGAUACGGAAGGAUACAGCGGAAGGGAUACGCAAGGGAGAGAAGGGAAACGGAACGAUACAGGGAAGGAUACGGGAAGAGAGAAGGAUACGGGAAGGCAUACAGGAAAGGGAGCAGAAGGAUACGGGAAGGAUACAGGGAAGAUACGGGAAGGGAGAGGAAAGGGAUACGGAAGGAUUACAGGGAAAGGAACGGUAAGGAGAGAAGGAUACGUGGAAGAUACAGAAGAGAAGAUAGGGAAGGAAUUACAGGGAAGGAUACGGAAGGGAAGGGAUACGGAAGAUACAGGAAGAUACGGGAAGAAGAAGAGAAGGAUACGGGAAGGAUUACAGAGCAGGAUACGGGAAGCGAGAGAAAGGGAUAUGGGGAAAUACAGGGAAGGAAGGAUACGGGAAGGAUACGGAAUGGAUACAGGGAAGAUACUGGGGAAGGAUACAGGAAGGGAAGGAUACGGAAGGAUUACAGGGAAGGAUACGGCGGAAGGCAUUACAGGAAGUGGAAGGAUACGGGAAGGAUACGGGGAAGGGAUACAGGGAAGGGAAGGAACGGGAAGGAUACAGGGAAGGAAGGAUACGGGAAGGGGAAGAGGAAGAUCGAAGCAAGAAGGAUACGGGAUACGGGAAGCGACCGAGAAGGAUACAGAGAAGAUACGGAAGCUAGUGAAGGAUACAGAAAGGUUACGGAAGAAGAAGGAUACGGCGGAGAGAAAAGAUACGGGGAAGGGAGAGAAGGGAUACGGAAGGGAUACGGGGAAGGGAGAGAAGGGAUACGGGGAAGGGAGAGAAGGGAUACGGGGAAGGAACGGGAAGGCGAGAAAGCGAUACGGGAAGGAGAGAAGAUACGGGGAAUGGAGGAAAGGAUACGAAGGAGAGAUAGAUACUGGGUGAAGGAGGAAGCGAUACGGGAACGGCAGAUGAAGGGAUACGGGGAAGUGUAA
Molecule: messenger RNA, 1704 nt
Organism: Xenopus tropicalis (tropical clawed frog)
Lineage: Eukaryota; Metazoa; Chordata; Amphibia; Anura; Pipidae
Product: DEAD-box ATP-dependent RNA helicase 42-like
Exons: 3
Coding region: 1-1704 (567 amino acids)
Source: RefSeq, a predicted model, not a curated record